UAAUCAUGGCGGAUCCGCUAAGCUUGCUCAGACAAUAUAAUGUUAAUAAAAAAGAAAUAAUUGAACGUGAAAAUCAAAUUAUUUUCGGUGAAUUCUCCUGGCCGAAAAAUGUUAAAACUAACUAUUUGACUUAUGGAUCUGGUAAAGAAGGAACACCAAAGGAAUAUUAUACUCUUGAGUGCCUUCUCUUUUUACUAAAACAUGUACAACUUACACAUCCUGUAUAUGUGCGACAAGCUGCUGCAGAGAACAUACCAGUUGUUCGACGACCAGAUAGAAAAGAUUUAUUGGCUUAUCUCAAUGGUGAAACUGCUACAUCAGCCGCCAUAGAUAAAUCUGCUCCUUUAGAAAUCCCUACUCAAGUUAAAAGAACAGCUGAAGAUGGAUUGGAAAGUGGUUCUUCUAAAAAACCUCGUUUUGAGGACACACAUGUUCAAAAAGUUAAGGAACAACUUGCUGCUAGACUGGAUGCCCCAAAAGAAGCUUCAGUCACAGUAGACAAUAUUAAAUCUCUCUCUGAGGCUAUGUCUGUAGAAAAAAUUGCAGCUAUUAAGGCUAAACGUUUAGCUAAAAAACGUACUACAAUUAAAGAAAAUGAUGAUAUUGGAAUGGGAUCUGAUUUACGUGUUAUAUUGAUGGAUGUUGAUGAUACAAAAGAUAUAGUUUCUAGGGAAAGACAAUGGAGAACACGUGCGACUAUUUUACAAAGUAGUGGAAAAAUAUUUGCAAAAAAUAUAUUUGCAAUUCUUCAGAGUAUCAAAGCUCGCGAAGAAGGUAGACAAAAAGGUCCCACUGCACCUACACCAAUGGUUACUCCACGCUCCACACCAAUGCGUCCUUUACCACAGCCAGCAGUUUACAAUCGUUAUGAUCAAGAAAGAUUUAUCAGACAAAAAGAGGAAACAGAAGGAUUCAAAAUCGAUACUAUGGGUACAUAUCAUGGUAUGACUCUAAAGUCUGUAACAGAAGGUACCAAUCCAGCAGUUAGAAAACCACCAAGUAAUCCUUCUGCAACUCCUAAUUCUGGUCUGCUGCCAACUUCCGCUGCUAAACUUACUCCACAACAAGCAGCGCAAAAUAAACGGCCUAGCAGAACUCCUAUUAUUAUCAUUCCAAGUGCAAACACAUCACUCAUCACAAUGUAUAAUGCAAAAGAUAUAUUACAAGAUCUAAAAUAUGUUAGUAAUGAAGAAAAACGUGCACAGGGCUGUAAACGAGAGAAUGAGGUCCUUUUGCAACGUAGAAAAGAAGGAGGACUCACUGUACCAUAUAGAGUAGUAGAUAAUCCACAAAAACUUACAAACGCAGAUUGGGAAAGAGUCGUCGCGGUAUUUGUAAUGGGUCCUGCUUGGCAAUUUAAAGGAUGGCCUUUUGAUGGCAACCCUGUUGAAAUUUUUUCAAAAAUUUGUGCAUUUCAUCUAAAAUACGAUGAAAUGAGAUUAGACGCAAAUGUAGCACGUUGGGCAGUAACAGUGAUUGAAUUAAGUAGGACAAAAAGACAUUUGGAUCGAGCAGCAUUAAUGGUAUUCUGGGAACAUCUUGAUAAACACAUGAUUAAAAACAAACCACAUCUUCGAUUUUAAGAGGAAUGCAAGUUAUCAUUGAUUUGGGUGCACAAUUUUCGUUGAAAGAUUAUAAAAUAAAACAUUGUAUAUACUAUUGAGCAAAUUAACAUGUAAUUCAAAAAAAUACGAAAAUUAAUAUGUAUCCUUAUUCGAAAAAUCUAAUUAUGAGAAUUUGGCAAUAAUUCUUGUUCUUCUAAAAUAAACUAGAGAUAUAUUCGAGAAACUGGAAUAUAUAACAAAAAUAGUUUAUAUGCGUAACAUUAUUAAUCUUUUGAUUCAAUAUUUUUACAAAAUAUUCUGAAUUGUAAGAUUAAUAUUCUUAUAUAACAUUCACAUAGAGGAACUUUAAUAUGAUAUCGAUUGCUCUAGCAUAAACUGAUGUGCCUAUUAUUAAGCAAAUAAGUAUUAUUCUUAAACAUAGAGCAUAAAAAAAAACAUAUUUGAUCUAUUCAUAACGUACAGAAUGAUUCUCUCGCAGUAGAUUCAAAAGUAGUUAUAUAAUAUUAAUGAUCAUUACAAAUAUAAUUAUCUUUAUUGUAAUAUCGUCAUGAUGAUAAUAGAACAGCAUCUUCAUCGAUAAAUUAUUAUAUCCAAAAAUGAAAUUAUUGUCGCAAUAUUAAGGCGGCAGCAUUGUAUUUAGAGUCUAUUAGUGAGAAAAUCAAAUGUAUAUAUGUACCAAAAAUGAAAUAACAUAAGAAAAAAAAAAAGAAAAGAAAAUGUUAUAUUCACGGUAUAUGCCGUAAUAUGUUUAUUAAAGAAUCAAAUAAAAAAAUGAUCCUUAUAUGGCAGUUGAA
Messenger RNA from Apis cerana (Asiatic honeybee), 2359 nucleotides. It is a transcript of the gene hyx, whose product is annotated as cell division cycle 73 hyrax. Gene Ontology annotation, molecular function: RNA polymerase II complex binding. NCBI's taxonomy places the organism in Eukaryota, Metazoa, Arthropoda, Insecta, Hymenoptera, Apidae. Gene Ontology annotation, biological process: positive regulation of transcription elongation by RNA polymerase II; transcription elongation by RNA polymerase II. The record is from RefSeq and is a predicted model, not a curated record. Gene Ontology annotation, cellular component: Cdc73/Paf1 complex.